This is a messenger RNA of Asterias rubens (European starfish), 1710 nucleotides long. Its product is annotated as ribosome biogenesis regulatory protein homolog. The record is from RefSeq and is a predicted model, not a curated record. Lineage: Eukaryota; Metazoa; Echinodermata; Asteroidea; Forcipulatida; Asteriidae. Gene Ontology annotation, biological process: ribosomal large subunit biogenesis; ribosomal large subunit export from nucleus; endonucleolytic cleavage in ITS1 to separate SSU-rRNA from 5.8S rRNA and LSU-rRNA from tricistronic rRNA transcript (SSU-rRNA, 5.8S rRNA, LSU-rRNA). Gene Ontology annotation, cellular component: preribosome, large subunit precursor; nucleus; nucleolus. Gene Ontology annotation, molecular function: protein binding.
AUGGCGUCAAAUUCACAACAUGUGGUUGAAAAUGUUCUCAAACAAACUGCACUCCUUGAGAAGAAACUCAAAACUACCGAGGUUACUAAAGACAUAGAUGUUGAGCUAGAUCCUGGCAAUCUCCUGUCUGUUGAUCCUAACCCAAUAAACGUGAAAGAAUUUAGACAAAACAGGGAGGCGUUUCUCAAAUCUUUGGCAAGAGAUAACACACAGCUUUUAUUUAAUAACAUAUGGAAGCUUCCCGUUGAAAGAGUAGAUGAAGUCAUCUUAGUACAGAUUCCUGAUGCGACAACAAAUUUACCCAGAGAAAAACAUGUACCAAAAUCAAAUCCCUUGACAAGAUGGGAGCAGUAUUCUAAAGUCAAAGGAAUUCACAAAAGGAAAAAGAGCCGAAAAGUAUGGGACGAGGAAGAGAAGAAAUGGGUUCCUCGUUGGGGUUAUGGAAGUAAGAAUGAUGAGGAGAAAGAUUGGGUCUUGGAAGUUCCUGCAAAUGCAGAUCCUUACGAGGACCAGUUCAUGAAGAAGAGGAAGGAUAAGAAAGAGAGAGUUGCCAAGAAUGAGUUUCAACGUCUCAGGAACAUCGCCAGAGCGCAGAAAUUGAAAAUUCCCGGACAAGGUGUGAAGCCCAAAACCUUGAAAGAACCAGAGGUCAGCAUGGCCAUCCAAGCUGCCAAGCAGUCUACUGCUUCCAUCGGAAAGUUCGAAAGGAAACUUCCCAAGGAAAAGCCGACGAGACAAAUGGGAAAGAAGAGAAAGUUCGAUCCAGUCUGUGGUAACAUGGCCGACGAGCGGAGUCGAGAAACCGCGAUACUCAACAGCAUGAAUAGAAAGAAACCACAGAUUGAUGUCACAAAGGCUGUCAACAAAGAGAUUCAGGAGGAUCAAGACUACCAACGAGCCCAGAAAGGGGAGAGGAAAAAGCCGGGCCGAUCGACCAAGAAGGCGAAGGGAUCCAAAAAGGCUCUGCCUACCGUCAAGAAGAGGAAAUCGGGAGGAAAGUCGAAGAAGGGAAAGAGUCGUUAAAUAUCAUCUCAGAGGAGGAUUCCGUCAUUUCUCAGGAAUGGACGUCUUCAUUUUGCUUCAGAAGGACUCUGGGUUUUUUAGGAGCGCGUAUAAUUUUGAAAAAUUCUUUGCAAAGAGUACUUGAUUCAUUUUUGGGGGGACUGAUGUUAGUUCAGGACCCCUCCCUGCUCUGUGAGACUUUUUGUUUCUUUUUUCUGCUUCUUUUAAAAGUAUCUUUUUACACAAUAGUAGCCCUUCUCACUAUUGAUCUAAAUUCCCAAGGCCUACCCAUAAUGAUCGCAACCUUUCCGAUCUGUUUCCAGGUUUAAGGCUGGAAAGCUCAGUUGAAGAGAGCAGUUACAUUCAUCACAAGGUCUUUGGUUUAAGCCCCGCUCCAGUAAACUUGUCUUUGUUCAACCCAAAGUCAUUUGAAACUUUUCCAGUCAGUUUCCCUGGUGGUUAUUUACUUGACAUUUUAUCAUAAAAAGCUGCAUCCCCUUGAGGUGAUCCCCUGGCUAAAGCUUCCAAGGUUGUAUCGCAAGCUUGAGUGUGAUCCCUGGCUACACUUUGCAGUUACAGAUUGAAUGGCUUUUGACUGGCACCCCUAGACAAAGCUAUUGACUAAUAUUAGUAGGGAGACCGCCAACAUAUAGCUCAGUUGGUAGAGCACCGACAUGUUAAUCUGGAGGUCUUUGAUUCAAGUCCUGC